AUGAUCUAUGGCUAUAAUACCUGUACCUCCCAGGUUCGCCGACUGCAUUUGGUCUGGCAGGUAAAGCUGAUCAGUGAGAUUAUUGCAGCUCAGGAUCUGCUAAAUAAUCUAUUGAAGGACGACAUCAUGGAUGACGGCUAUAUACUCAACAUCUCAAUUUACGUUGCGAGCGGCCUUGAGUGGAACGAAGUACCCUUCGGUCAUCACAAACGAGUAUUUCUUUACCAAGGAAUACCAAAUUAUGGAAAUGUAAUCUCGCAUGAGGCGUCCGGAGAGCAGAUUGAGAGAUUGCCCAACAUCCGGGAUGAGCAAGGUCGAACGCUGGUGAUGGUUUCCACAACAGAUAAACUUCGGGACGAAAUACGGGAGACGGUACGGGAACACCUCCAUCAGGGGUUAAAGCUUUCAGAACUGGAGUUCCAGCCCAGAGCCGAUUGA
Molecule: messenger RNA, 438 nt
Organism: Aspergillus pseudonomiae
Lineage: Eukaryota; Fungi; Ascomycota; Eurotiomycetes; Eurotiales; Aspergillaceae
Exons: 3
Coding region: 1-438 (145 amino acids)
Biological process (GO): intracellular iron ion homeostasis; copper ion import; iron ion transport
Cellular component (GO): plasma membrane
Molecular function (GO): ferric-chelate reductase activity
Source: RefSeq, a predicted model, not a curated record